Molecule: messenger RNA, 1198 nt
Organism: Leptosomus discolor (cuckoo roller)
Lineage: Eukaryota; Metazoa; Chordata; Aves; Leptosomiformes; Leptosomidae
Source: RefSeq, a predicted model, not a curated record
GAAUGCUUUAAGGGAAGCUGGGCCACUCACAAGUUAUUACACAAGAAAGCAAAAGAUGAAAAAGCUAAGCGUGAAGUUUCCUCGUGGACUCUGGAAGGUGACGUUAACACGAAUCCCUGGUCUGGUUAUCGAUAUACUGGUAAACUCAGGCCACACUAUCCACUGACGCCAACAAGACCUGUGCCAAGUUAUAUUCAGAGACCAGAUUAUGCCGAUCACCCGCUAGGAAUGUCUGAAUCGGAACAGGCUUUAAAAGGAACCUCUCAAAUAAAAAUACUCUCAUCUGAGGAUAUAGAAGGGAUGCGAGUAGUGUGUAGGCUUGCUAGGGAAGUAUUGGAUGUUGCUGCCAUGAUGGUGAAAGCAGGCGUAACUACUGAAGAAAUUGAUCAUGCUGUCCAUUUAGCUUGUAUUGCAAGGAAUUGCUAUCCUUCCCCUCUGAAUUAUUAUAAUUUCCCUAAGUCGUGUUGUACCUCAGUGAAUGAAGUGAUCUGUCAUGGAAUUCCCGACAGGAGGCCGUUGCAGGAGGGAGAUAUUGUUAAUGUGGAUAUUACUGUCUAUCGUAAUGGCUACCAUGGAGAUCUGAACGAGACAUUUUAUGUUGGAGAAGUUGAUGAGGGUGCAAGGAGGCUUGUCCAAACAACUUAUGAGUGCCUAAUGCAAGCCAUCGAUGCAGUAAAGCCUGGUGUUCGGUACAGAGAAUUGGGAAACAUUAUUCAGAAACAUGCUCAAGCAAAUGGAUUUUCAGUGGUUCGAAGCUACUGUGGACAUGGAAUCCAUAAACUUUUCCAUACGGCUCCUAAUGUGCCACAUUAUGCCAAAAAUAAGGCAGUUGGAGUCAUGAAGCCAGGUCAUGUGUUUACAAUUGAACCAAUGAUCUGUGAAGGUGGUUGGCAAGAUGAAACAUGGCCUGAUGGUUGGACUGCGGUAACAAGAGAUGGAAAGCGAUCUGCCCAGUUUGAACACACGCUUCUGGUCACCGAUACAGGCUGUGAGAUCUUGACCCGGCGACUGGAUAGCAUUCGUCCCCAUUUCAUGACACAGUGAUAGUCUAGACUGAGCAGGUGGAUCCGAACAAUUUUUUUUUUUUUUGUCCUUGUCUCUGUACUAUGCAUUUUUUUUUUAAGAGUACAGAAUAGAGAGAUUUCAUCAUUUACUUUGUUCUCAGUGAUUGUAGGUAAGAGGACUAUCUUGAAGAACC